AACGAAGCUUUCGAGGCGUUGAAACGGAGCACCCUGCUCAACCCCAACCAGCGGCUGCCCAAGGUGGAGAUCCUGCGCAGCGCCAUCCAGUACAUCGAGAGGCUGCAGAGCUUGCUCAGCACCCUCAACCAGCAGGAACGGGAGCAGAGGGACCUGCGCUUCCGCCCCGCUGCUCCCCAGCCCGGGGCGACCAGCGAGUGUGGGUCCGGCAGCUCGUCCUGCAGCCCUGAGUGGAGCAGCCAACUGGAGUUCGGCACCAACCCUGCUGAUCACCUCCUGGCUGACGAUGUGGCAGAGGACCGCAACCUCCACUCGCUCUCCUCCAUCGUGGAGAGCAUCGCCGUGGAGGACGUGGCUGUGACGUUCCAGGAGGAACGGGUCCAAAACUGA
Antrostomus carolinensis (chuck-will's-widow) is the source of this 390-nucleotide messenger RNA. RefSeq names its product myogenin (gene MYOG). Gene Ontology annotation, biological process: muscle organ development; positive regulation of transcription by RNA polymerase II; skeletal muscle cell differentiation. The record is from RefSeq and is a predicted model, not a curated record. Gene Ontology annotation, molecular function: protein dimerization activity; DNA-binding transcription factor activity, RNA polymerase II-specific; RNA polymerase II cis-regulatory region sequence-specific DNA binding. Lineage: Eukaryota; Metazoa; Chordata; Aves; Caprimulgiformes; Caprimulgidae. The annotation marks the transcript as partial. The transcript has 3 exons.